Messenger RNA from Aureobasidium subglaciale EXF-2481, 1245 nucleotides. RefSeq lists its product as uncharacterized. Gene Ontology annotation, molecular function: oxidoreductase activity; nucleotide binding. Lineage: Eukaryota; Fungi; Ascomycota; Dothideomycetes; Dothideales; Saccotheciaceae. Gene Ontology annotation, cellular component: cytoplasm. Bases 1 to 1245 code for a protein of 414 amino acids. Gene Ontology annotation, biological process: NADPH regeneration. The record is from RefSeq and is a predicted model, not a curated record. The transcript has 4 exons.
AUGGCUCCUCUCAAUGUUUGUAUGGUCGGUACUGGCGAGUACACGACAGGUUUCGUUGGUGGCGGUGCUUCUGGCUCAGACAAGAAGGUCGGUGUCGUUGGCUUGACCCUCUUCGACCUGAGGCGACGCGGCAAGGUUGGCAAUCUGAGCAUGGUGGGAACUUCGGGAAACAAGUUCCCUGGAAUUCGUGAGCAUUUGAACAAGAACAUCUCUCAGGUCUACAACGGCCUCGACACUUCUUUCGAGUCUUUCCCAGCCAACGACCAACGCGACCCUGAAGCCUACAAGAAGGCUAUCGACGCUCUCGCACCUGGCGAUGCUAUCACCAUCUUUACGCCUGAUCCGACUCAUUUCCCCAUUGCGAUGUACGCUAUCGAGAGAGGUAUCCACGUCAUGAUCACCAAGCCUGCUGUCAAGCUUCUCUCCGAGCAUCAACAACUGCUCGAGGCCAGCAAGAAGCAUGGCGUCUUUGUCUACAUCGAGCACCACAAGAGAUUCGACCCUGCCUACGCAGAUGCUCGUCACCGCGCACUGAAGACCCUGGGAGAGUUUAACUACUUCUACAGCUACAUGUCGCAACCCAAGUCACAGCUUGAGACAUUCAAAAGCUGGGCAGGCAAGGAAUCUGAUAUUUCCUACUACCUCAACUCUCACCAUAUUGAUGUCAACGAGAGCAUGGUCCCCGACUACAAGCCAAUCAAGGUUACCGGCAGCGCCAGCACCGGUAUUGCUACAGGUCUUGGCUGUGUCAAGGAGACCGAAGACACAAUCACGCUUGUCGUUGAUUGGGAGAAGAAAGAUGGCAGCGGAAGACGUGCAACAGGUGUCUACACUGCCAGUUGGACAGCGCCACAGAAAGCAGGUGUGCACAGCAACCAAUACUUCCAUUACAUGGCUUCGAACGGCGAGGUUCGUGUCAACCAAGCCAAGAGAGGCUACGACGUGACUGAGGACGAGACUGGUUUGACUUGGUACAACCCCUUCUACAUGAAGUAUGCUCCCGAUGAGUCAGGCGACUUUGCUGGCCAAGGAGGUUAUGGCUACGUCUCAUUCGAGAAGUUCGUCGAUGCCAUCACCGCACUCAAAGACGGCAAAGCGUCGCUAGACGACCUUGACAAGCGUGGUCUCCCAACAUUGAAGAACACUAUCGCCACAGGGGCUAUUCUUGAAGCUGGCAGAAGGAGUCUGGACGAGAACAGAUCUAUCCAGAUCAUCGAGAAGGAUGGCAAGUGGGAGCUGAAGUAG